AUGGCUAAGAAGCCCCUCACCUCGGCUCCACCAUUCACCCAACCUCCAGCCACUCCUCCGGCCAACUCCCUCAGCAACCCUCCUCAGGCCAAUAACCAGCGGAGAUCACCAGCUCCAGCAACACACCCAGCACAGCUACGCCAAAUCCAGUGCGGCCACCCACACUCCAUCACUGUCGCAGCCACGUCUGUUGCUGCAACAAACCAGCACCACGGUGAUACCCCUGCUCCCUACGGAUCCUGUUUCAGACCACCAGAACACCAGGCAGUUGCCAGCCACGGCCUGCUCCAGGCCACUGCGUCUUCGUUGCUUACGGCCACGACCCCAUCACCGGCUGUUCCUACUCGCCAGCAACAAUACCUCCAGGAACCCCAUCAAUCUCUGCAACUCUCGGCCACCUCCGGCCACGCACAGCACCGACCCCCUCUCUGGUUUCUUUUAUUUGCAGUGGUUCUUCUCACAGCACACAAGGGGGGCGCUGCACACAGGAGCAGCAGCGGAGAAACACUGAAAAAAAAAAAAACUGUUUCUUUUCUCAUCAUCCGCAAGCCCAGACCUGAGGAAGCCCGUCUUCUUCUUCAUCCUCCACCCAUCUCCAUUCUCCUCUCCGCCCCUCAAUCUCACCCUCUCCCUGCAACUGCCAGAGAUCCUUCACAACCAUUCCCUGCUCACCAUCCGACCAUCACAGCAGACAGCAAACCAGCCCACAACUCGACGGAUAGCAACCCAGCCACCAUCCAUCCUCUGCAGCGAACCACACCAUCAACUCCGGCGUUCCACCUCGCGAAGCAGCUCUCCGCCAAAACAGCAAAGCCAACAGAAUUCUCAGCAAUCACUCCGGCAAGGCUCACCACCCCGAGCCCAAUCUCUCCCGCCUCCUGCCACGCACGGCAACCCAGCAGCCGCCGCCGUCGCCGUCAGUCCCACCACUCGCCGUUUCCGUCGUCACCGCCUCGUCGCCCAUCCUCCGACCUCUAG
Molecule: messenger RNA, 978 nt
Organism: Malania oleifera
Lineage: Eukaryota; Viridiplantae; Streptophyta; Magnoliopsida; Santalales; Ximeniaceae
Exons: 4
Coding region: 1-978 (325 amino acids)
Source: RefSeq, a predicted model, not a curated record